Messenger RNA from Physcomitrium patens, 2998 nucleotides. Its product is annotated as elongation factor G-1, mitochondrial. Gene Ontology annotation, biological process: mitochondrial translational elongation. Gene Ontology annotation, cellular component: mitochondrion. The record is from RefSeq and is a predicted model, not a curated record. Lineage: Eukaryota; Viridiplantae; Streptophyta; Bryopsida; Funariales; Funariaceae. Gene Ontology annotation, molecular function: GTPase activity; GTP binding; translation elongation factor activity.
UUGAUGAAUAGCUAUAGAAACGGUUCUUUGCCUGGUUAUCACAUAUUUCCUCAGAUAGUGAAUCGGUGGUGUGGGUACCGGGUGUUUCAACCUGGGUCGGUUCUAGUCAGAACCUCGCAUUGAACCCUAAACCCUGAAUUUGCAUUGAUUCGUUCGACUGGAAUGUUGUGAAACUGGUGCUGACCUCGCCUCAUUGCAGCGUCAGUCGCGGCGAUGGCGCGGGUCACAGCCCGUCUCCUGGCUCUUGUACGCUCAUCCGUUUCUGUUGCUCCCUGCCUCCCUGAUCCUGCACUCUCGUCCUCCCUUUGGUCGUCCGGCUCUCGCUAUUCCAUCCGCCCCUGCUUUGACUUUACCCCUUAUGGCCUCCUUAGGCGGCACCUCGCGGGUCUUGCAAGCCCCGUGGAGACGCGAGAGCAAUCAUGGCGGGAGAACAUGGAGAAGAUCCGAAACAUAGGAAUCUCGGCGCAUAUUGAUUCCGGGAAAACGACGCUCACGGAGCGGGUGUUGUUUUACACCGGAAGGAUUCAUGAGAUUCAUGAGGUGCGCGGAAAGGAUGGAGUUGGGGCGAAGAUGGAUUCCAUGGAUUUGGAGCGAGAAAAGGGAAUUACCAUUCAAUCUGCUGCUACACACUGUACUUGGGGUGACAAUCAGAUCAAUAUUAUUGACACGCCAGGUCACGUUGAUUUUACCAUUGAGGUUGAAAGGGCUCUUCGCGUGCUUGAUGGAGCAGUACUUGUGCUUUGUAGUGUUGGAGGUGUGCAAAGUCAGUCCAUAACAGUGGAUCGGCAAAUGAGGCGAUACAACGUGCCACGCGUUGCCUUCAUCAAUAAGUUGGAUCGAUCGGGAGCAGAUCCUUGGAAAGUUAUUGAUCAGGUGAGGAAAAAGCUGAAACACAAUUGUGCAGCUGUUCAGUUUCCCAUCGGGUUGGAAGAUCAAAUUAAGGGCCUCGUCGAUCUGGUUCAUAAUCAAGCCUACUACUCUCAGGGUGCACACGGAGAGAAAGUGGUGAAGGGAGAUAUCCCAAGUGAGAUUAAAGAAGCAGUAUCCGAGAAGAGGCGGGAACUCAUUGAGGCUGUAUCAGAGGUGGAUGAGGAAUUGGCGGAUUUGUUUCUGAACGAUGAACCUAUCUCGCCUGAGGUUCUUUCGGGUGCGGUGAGAAGAGCGACUCUGAACCUGCAAUUCAUACCUGUGUUUAUGGGUAGUGCAUUUAAAAACAAGGGUGUCCAGCUUCUUUUAGAUGGUGUUGUGGAAUACUUGCCCAACCCACUCGAGGUUUCUAACCACGCGCUUGAUCAGAACAAAAACGAAGAAAAGGUCGAGCUGAGCGGGUCUCCAGAGGGGAAGCUUGUUGCUCUUGCGUUCAAGUUGGAGGAGGGCCGUUUUGGCCAGCUUACGUAUUUGAGGUUAUAUGAGGGUACAAUGCGUAGGGGUGACUUCAUUAUUAACUCUACCACUGGUCGCAAAGUGAAAGUGCCUAGGUUAGUGCGGAUGCAUGCAGAUGACAUGGAGGACAUUCAAGAGGCACAUGCUGGAGAAAUUGUUGCAGUCUUUGGUGUUGAGUGUUCUUCUGGUGAUACUUUUACGGACGGAUCUGUGAAGUUUACGAUGACAUCAAUGAAUGUUCCAGAGCCAGUGAUGUCACUUGCCAUUGCGCCUUCCUCGAAAGAUGUUGGUCCUCAGUUUUCAAAGGCCUUGAAUCGGUUUCAAAAAGAGGAUCCAACAUUCCGGGUCAGUUUGGAUCCAGAUAGUGGCCAGACAAUUAUUUCGGGGAUGGGAGAGCUGCAUCUUGACAUAUAUGUUGAACGCAUUCGUCGUGAAUACAAGGUCGAUGCAGUAGUAGGAAAGCCACAGGUGAACUUCAGAGAGACCAUUACACAGCGCGCUGAAUUUGACUACCUUCAUCGGAAGCAAAGUGGAGGACAGGGUCAAUAUGGUCGUGUUGUGGGAUACAUUGAACCUCUGCCAGAAGGGAGUGAGAAGAAAUUUGAGUUCGAGAAUAUGAUGGUUGGACAAGCUGUUCCUUCUCAAUUUAUCGCGGCUAUCGAAAAAGGUUUCAUAGAAGCUAGCAACUCAGGCGCACUGAUUGGUCAUCCAGUGGAGAAUCUGCGAGUGGUUCUGACCGACGGCGCCUCACAUGCUGUAGACUCUAGUGAACUUGCUUUCAAGCUAGCUGCUCUGUAUGCAUUCCGCCAGUGCUACGCGGCAGCAAAGCCUGUUAUUUUGGAGCCGGUUAUGCUUGUGGAACUUCGGGCUCCUGUGGAGUUCCAAGGUUCAAUUAUUGGAGAUAUCAACAGGAGGAAAGGCAUUAUUGUAGGCAGUGACCAAGAGGGUGAUGAUGCAGUCGUCUUGGCCCAUGUACCAUUGAACAACAUGUUUGGCUAUUCAACCGGAUUGCGCUCCAUGACACAGGGUAAGGGAGAGUUCACGAUGGAGUAUCAUCAGCAUGCAGCUGUGCCACAAGAUGCUCAAGCAGUACUUGUGAAGGAGUAUACAAACAAAAGAGUCACUUUGUAACCAAGUUCAAUUCUGCCAAAGCCCACGAAGUGAUCUAAUUAUGAAAAAUAUAUUAGGUGCAUCUUUUGCAAACUCAUUGAAGAUUAAUGUUGAGGUCUUGUGUCCUGCGUACUGUCUUAAUCUCGAAUGGGAAAAGCGAGCUGGGUUUUUCUUGCCCGUUCUUGCGGAUAUUAGGAAUCUUGUCGGAAUUCAUCUGUAGGAUAAUUCCCCUUUUCAUAUUAGUAAAAGAUCUGAUACGAAUAGAAGAAACAUUAUAGAGUUUCUUAUGCAUUCUUUCAGGGAGUAUCAGAUGUGCCAAAUUAUUAAAGGACUUGAAGGUUAGAAUGGUGAAUUCAUAAGUGUCGUUUGUUGGCUAUCUAAAGCUAAUUUAGUUUGGAAGUGAUUGUCAUUUGAGAACAACAAUCUUGCCAAGUUUAGUGCUAUAAGGCAAUGCAUUAUCUCUAAUCUACAACUUAAUGGAGCACAAGCACUCUUGAUGGUUCAA